CUAUGAUUGGUGAUUUAAAAAAUUCUUUAUCUAAUAAAGAAUUUACUGGAACUAUUACUAUGUUAGGUGGUGACAAUCCUAAAAAAGUUAUAGAUAUGGAUGAUUGGGAUAAUGAUAUGGAAAUACCUGAAGCUGGUUUAUCCCUUUGUGAUCAUUCUAAAUCUUUUAAUUAUAAUAAUAAUAGUUGGGAUGAUGAAUUUCUUAAUUCAAAUGACCCAAAUCAUGAAAAUGUUGAUAUUACUAGUUUAAAAAAUAUUGUUGUUAAAAGAGUUGAUCUUCCUAUUACUACUAUUCCACGUAUUUCUUCUGAAAAAGUUGUUGAAAGUGCUAAUAUUAUGUCUGGUGCUUCUAUUUCAAGAAAUUCUUCAAGAUUUAAUAUUAUUGUUAGUCCUUCUCCAAGUUCUAGUAAUUUCGAAAGUGAAGAUGAUGAAAGUUUUGAUGAUUUACAUAUUCCUGAUUCUAUUGAUAAACUUACUUUAUUUCCUCCUCGACGUGAAUAUCAAAAUUCUCCACUUUCUCAAUCUGAUACUAUUAAAGAUAAUUCUAUGAUGGAUUAUAAAUUAUACGACGAUGAUGGUGGUGAUGAUAAUUUUUGGGCUGGAUUAGAUGUUCAAGAUGAUAAUGCUUUUGAACCUGAUAAUAUUAAAAACAAAAAUAUCGUUCCUCGAUCUGUUCCAUUACAACAAAAAAGACCAAGAAGACAAUCUUUUACUAUCGAAUUUUCUCCUUCUUUGGUUUCAGAUUCAUUACAAGUUUCUCAAGUAUCAGAAGUAUCUCAAAUAUCAAAUUCAUUAAUGAAUGUUGAUGUUCCUCAAUCUUUUGAUAUAAAUUCUUGUGAUGAAUUUUCUCAUUCUAAAGAUUCUUCUUCAACAUCUGAAAAAAGUACUGCUUCUACAAAUAGUAGUAUUACUUCGAAAAAUGGUAAAUCUUCAAGUCAUUCUUUAUCAAAAUCUAUAACUCGAAAGAAUUGUCUUUCAUCUUUGGUAACUCCUCCAUCGUCUCCAACUAAAGUGGUAUCACAUUCAAAAAAAGAUACUAGUGUUAGUGUUAUAUCGAAACGACCUUCCAUUAUAUCAUCUAAAACUUCUUCUUCUCCUCCUUUGAAAAAGUGUAAGUCAAAUAUGACUUUAUCAAAAAGUCCUGACUCAUCAAAACCUUCUUCUUAUCAAAAAGAAAAAGAUUCAACAAAAUCUAGUACGAAAUCCAGUGCAAUAUUUAGUGCAAAGUCUAGCGCAAAGUCUAGUGCAAAACCUAAUUCAAAAUCUAGUGCAAAAUCUAAUGCAAAAUCUAGUGCAAAAUCUAAUGUAAAAUCUAGUGCAAAAUCUAAUGCAAAAUCUAGUGCAAAAUCUGUUACAAAAUCUGUUACAAAGAAUUCUACGACGUCAAAAUCUCGUACUUCAACAAUUUCAAAAGUUUCAAACACAAAUGAUACAAGUAGCGUUAAAGAAAAUUUCAAUCCUUUGACAAAAUCAAAAAAAUCUUUUGUUACUUCCAACAAAUCUUCUUCAACAAACAAGUCCUUAAUUUCUACAAGACUUUUAAAGGUGGCUUCAUCACCUUCAUUAAAAACAGAAAAACUUUCUGGUGAUUCAUCUUUAACGAAACAUGUAAAUAUUUCUUCAGUUUCGUUAGCAAGU
Molecule: messenger RNA, 1637 nt
Organism: Dentiscutata heterogama
Lineage: Eukaryota; Fungi; Glomeromycota; Glomeromycetes; Diversisporales; Gigasporaceae
Source: the annotation of a GenBank genome assembly